This is a messenger RNA of Tetranychus urticae (two-spotted spider mite), 1164 nucleotides long. Lineage: Eukaryota; Metazoa; Arthropoda; Arachnida; Trombidiformes; Tetranychidae. The record is from RefSeq and is a predicted model, not a curated record.
CUGAUCGCUUUAACUGAUAUAACGUUUGAUAUGUUUAUAAUGUGAGUGAAAACCUGCGCAUUUGAUUUAUCAUUAAAUUAGCUUGUAUCACAAUAUAUUGACUGCGCAAAUAACAAAUGGCAAAAUAAUAACAGAAGCAAGUUAAACUGACAGAAUAGAGCGCAAAGAUGAUAAGCUGGGAGUGAAAAUGAGAUGGAAAAGGGAAAGAAGAACAAAAAAACAAACUUUUCCUUUCCAUCUUUUUUGCUCAUCAUAUCAUCAUCACUGUUAUUAGCUGUAUAACCUGUGAGCUUGGAAACGGUAAACAUGGUUAAGUUGACAAAAUUAUUAAAAGUUGAGUGAAGCAAAGAGCAUAAAGUUAAUUGUGAUUAACAACUUUGUGCUGUCCAUCCAACAGAUAAAUUAUUAAUAUCAUGGAAACUAUCUGGAAUAAAUGUUGCCUUUGUGUGUCUCUUCAGAAAGGAGUGAUGGGCUAUGGAAUCAUUUCAAUGCUUUACUACUGCAUGGUGGUAACCGGAGGAACCAUUUGGGCUUCCAGUGAUAAUGUUUUUGGUUUUAUAUCGUUAGGCUUUUUGGUGAUAUUUUUUUGCACCUUGAGCAUUUUAUCAUCAGUCCUACUCAUUAUUGGAGUUUGUGUUGAAAGUAGAAGAAUGUUUUUGCCUUGGAUAAUCGUCAUUCCCUGUACCAAUGGAUUGACCAUAAUUCAUACCUUUGUUAAUAACUCGAUGGAUAACCAUUUGGUCGAUGAUGAUUCACAAAAAGGAAAUGUUGCUUUCGAUUUUGUGAUCCUUGCAAUCUUCGCUUAUGGCAUUUUGUGUGCAAUCUUGUUGCACAGGAAAAUAUCUUCAACUAAAGUCUCUCAUCAAGGAAAGUUCAUUUUACCUGUUAAGCAAAAUAAUACCAUUUUACCUGAAGUGACCAAAAAUAAGUCAAAUAGUUCUCCAACACUGUCAAAGAACCAAGUUCACCAGCCACUUGUCAUAUUUUUCUUGGAAUCGAUUGAUUAAUGGAUGGAUCAUGAUUAAACAUGUUAAAAUGGCCAUUAAAUUGUUUCAGUUAUUUUCUUCUUUUUUCGCCUUUUUUCGACUUUUGCGACCAAUUCUCACCCAAAUUGUAAUUAAACAUUUUUUCAAACAAAAUUAAAUUUUAAUUGUCUCAACACAA